AUGGCACCUCUCCGAGCUCGCAACAACAGACCCGCCCCGUCCUCAACGCCCCUCGAGAGGACGAAGACCUUGGAUCUGAGCACCCUUCCCCCGCCGCCCGAGUAUACGUAUGUUGGGCGUGUCGCCGUCCAACUGAAGCGGCCGAAAUACAGCAUAUUCAGCGAGUACGUGCGCUCUCCUUUGACCAGGAGCAUCAAACGCGCCCCCCUCGAUACUGCAAGCGUGAAGCGGCGGGCGCGUCUGGCAAGAUCGGACACAAUGAGGGUCACGUCGCACGGGGAUAUCUGCCUCUCGACGGAGGAGAAGGAGAACAACAUUAUCAAAGAGGAUGUAGAUCUUGGCGAGCCUGAGGCCGCGUUGGCGUACCCCGACAACGAUACCCUUGGAUACUGUGAGGACGUCCAGAUGGCCUCUGAAGAUGUCGCGUCUUCUCCGGCGACUUCGCCCCGCGCAGACCCGGGUGUCAUUAGAUUAAGAAAACCCGGUGACGAGCCCAUCGAACGCCCACGCCCAGCCAAAGCCGUCAUAAAACCUUGCGUUGAACGAUGGAUCUCCGGGACGUCGUUAAAUUCGCAGACCGCGAUGCCGUGGCUCACGCAGUCGCUGAAGGGGGCUUGGAUGGAUGAGGAGCUGCACUCGCGUAUCGAGCGUAACAGAAAGCGCUCUUAUAAGCGGCCCACGCCUCGGCUUCCGCCAAUGAAUCAAAUAGUCGUGUACGUGGCACGCGGUGACAAGCGCGAGCCAAAGAAGCCAAAGCCGCUCCCGACGCAUCCCGAAUAUGUCAUGCCGUCAACGUUGUUGUCGUCUGCGCCUACAACCGCCGAUUCGACGACGACGGAAGCGUCUCCGAUCCAAGGCACCCCUGCCGACUGCCUUCGGCUGUCGCACGAAACGCUCGUGAAGACUGUUCCAGAGCAUAAACGGAAGAGGAUUAGAAUGGCGCGAACGGAGCUGCACAAGCGACCCCUCUUCGACGCGCGUGCGAAGUACCGCAUGCUGCAAGCCGCCGCGGACAAACUGGGAUGGGCGGCGGUCGGCUGUGGUGCUCACGCAAGGAUCCACGCCUGCGGACAUCGGCAAUGCAUGCCUGGGAAAGAAUUCAAAGGCUCACGGUCCUCCCGGGGCAGCACACCCAAGUUCCUCGGGGACCCAUCCAUGUCCUUCGUAGGCGCAUCCCGGCGCCACCAGCACCAGCCCCGGUUGAAACCUGUCUGCGCCAACGGGGGACAGCCCGUGUUCUCCGGCGCUGCAGCUCCGCCUUCAACGAAACCUGUUUCAGGAAGCGGAGGCAACGGGUCCGCGAAGAAGUCGGUCGGCGGGGAUGGCGAGCUUGAUCUCGCGCUGGACGUUCCCGCAUCUGGGGGCGGUACGCUCGACAGCGCUGAUGGGUGGUAG
This is a messenger RNA of Trametes versicolor FP-101664 SS1, 1395 nucleotides long. RefSeq lists its product as uncharacterized. Lineage: Eukaryota; Fungi; Basidiomycota; Agaricomycetes; Polyporales; Polyporaceae. The coding region runs from base 1 to 1395 and encodes 464 amino acids. The record is from RefSeq and is a predicted model, not a curated record. The transcript has 4 exons.